AUGGCUGAACAUACUAAACACGACUACUCCCCUCGUGGCAUUGGCCACACCCUGGGCACCUGGCGAGGUUUCGGAGUCCGCUGGAAGGUUAGAAACCCUUACAUUAUCGCAAUGAUCUCUACGAUGGGUGGUAUGCUUUUCGGUUUCGAUAUCUCCUCCAUGUCGGCCUUUCUUAACAACCCCGCCUACAAGAGCAUGUUCUUCGCCCACCCAGAUCCUGCCAACGACGCAGUCAAACAGGCUGGUAUCACUUCUUCUAUGCCUGGUGGCUCGUUCGUGGGCUCUCUUUGCUCUGGCUACUUGUCAGACAAGCUUGGCCGCCGUACCACUAUUCAGCUCGCAUCCUUCAUUUGGAUGAUCGGUGCUGCUAUCCAGUCCUCUGUUCAGAACCUCACACAGCUUGUCUUCGGUCGUUUGAUUGCUGGCUUUGCCAUCGGCCUUGCUUCUUCGCAGGUUCCCGUCUAUAUUGCUGAACUUUCGCCCAAAAAUAUUCGUGGCCGUCUCGUUGGUCUUUUCCAGUGGGCCGUCACUUGGGGUAUUCUGAUCAUGUUCUAUAUUUCAUACGGUUUGGGUAAAAUCCAUACCGACGCCGGUUUCCGUAUUGCUUGGGGUAUCCAGAUUAUUCCUGGUCUUAUUCUGUGCAUUGGUACCCUUUUCCUUGAUGAAUCGCCCCGUUGGUUGGCUUCCAAGGAUCGCUGGGACGAGGCCAUCAAUAUUAUCUCUCUUGUUCAAGCCCGCGGUGAUCGUGACAAUGAUGAAGUCCGUGUCGAAAUCGAGGAAAUUAAGGAGGCUGUUCGUAUUGAGCACGAGACCGCCAAAAGUACCGGGAGACUGUUCUUGAGCAUGUUCACUGGUCGUACUAACUUUGUUCGUACAAUGACCGGUAUUUGGACUCAGAUUUGGCAGCAGCUUACCGGUAUGAACGUUAUGAUGUACUACAUUGUUAAUGUUUUCGCCAUGGCUGGCUACUCUGGAGAUGCAAACCUUAUCGCUUCUUCUAUCCAGUAUAUUAUCAACUGUGCUAUGACAGUUCCUGCUUUGCUUUUCAUCGAUAAAUGGGGCCGUCGUCGCGUUAUGAUUUCCGGUGCAAUUCUGAUGAUGGCUUGGCUUUUCGCACUCGGUAGUAUUCUUGCCGUAUACUCCGUGCCCACUGGCCCUGAUGGCUACGAAGGAAACAAUGGUGUUCGUAUCUAUAUCCCCAAAGACCAGAAACCUGCAUCAAAGGGUGCUAUUGCGGUGUGCUAUUUAUUCGUUGCAACCUUCGCACCAACUUGGGGUCCCGUUGGUUGGAUUUACGUCUCUGAGCUUUUCCCUCUUCAGCAGCGUGCUCUUGCUAAUGGUGUCUGCGCAGCCGCCAACUGGAUCUUCAAUUUUGGUAUUGGUAUGUUUACUCCCGUUGCCUUUGUCAAUAUCACAUGGAAGACCUACUUUAUUUUCGCUACAUUCUGCGGCACUAUGGCCAUUCAUGUCUUCUUUAUGUUCCCUGAAACCCACCGCAAGAGUCUCGAGGAGAUUGAUAUGAUGUGGAAUGAGCAUGUUCCUGCUUGGAGAUCUUCUAGCUGGGAGCCCAGCUUCCGUCCCGAUAUCGAUGACAUCAAGGCUGUCAAUGGUGGCCGUGCUCCUUCUAUCGAGAAGCCUGAGGCGGCGCACAACGAACUGGUUGAUGAUAUCAGCGACAUCAGCGGGAAAGAUGAAGAGCUUAAGGUCUGA
This is a messenger RNA of Wickerhamiella sorbophila, 1710 nucleotides long. RefSeq names its product High-affinity glucose transporter. Gene Ontology annotation, cellular component: membrane. Gene Ontology annotation, molecular function: carbohydrate:proton symporter activity. Gene Ontology annotation, biological process: carbohydrate transport; transmembrane transport. The transcript has a single exon. Lineage: Eukaryota; Fungi; Ascomycota; Dipodascomycetes; Dipodascales; Trichomonascaceae. Bases 1 to 1710 code for a protein of 569 amino acids. The record is from RefSeq and is a predicted model, not a curated record.